GAGGUGUGACCGGGGAGUUAGGCGAGGGACGGGCCGCGAGGGCCGGGCUAAGUUGGGGUGCAAGUCUGGAAGGUCGGGGGCGGGGCGUGAGAGGCCUGGACCCGGACGGCGGCGGGUGGUGAGGCUGGCCCAGCGCAGCGCAGUGCAGCCAGUGCGGUGCAGCGCAGCGCCCCCCGCGCCUCUCUCCAGCAGCCCCGACUCCCCCGCCUCGCGCCCGCCAUGCCGGAGCAGCUCAGCGUCGCCGAGUUCCUGGCAGUCACCGCGGAGGAUCUCAGCUCCCCGGCUGGGGCAGCUGCCUUCGCCGCCAAGAUGCCCCGGUGCCGGGGGGCGGCGCUGGCACGGGAGGAGGUUCUAGAAGGAGACCAGGCCAUCCUACAAAGGAUCAAGAAGGCUGUUCGGGCCAUCCACAGCUCUGGCCUUGGCCAUGUGGAGAAUGAGGAGCACUACCGGGAGGCAGUGGAAGCCUUAGGCAAUAGUCACUUGUCCCAAAACAGCCAUGAACUAUCCACAGGCUUCCUGAACUUGGCUGUGUUCACGCGUGAAGUGGCUGCACUCUUCAAGAACCUGGUUCAGAAUCUGAACAACAUUGUCUCCUUCCCGCUGGACAAUCUGAUGAAGGGGCACCUGAGGGAUGGACGGCAUGAUUCCAAAAAGCACCUGGAGAAAGCGUGGAAGGACUACGAAGCCAAAGUGGCCAAGUUGGAGAAGGAGAGGGAUCGGGCCAGGAUGACAGGAGGCAGCCUUGCAGAAAUGGCCCAGGACACACAGAGAGAGCGACGUAUCUUUCAGCUGCACAUGUGUGAGUACCUUGUCAAAGCUGGGGAGAGUCAGGUGAAGCAAGGUCCCGACUUCCUUCAGAGCCUCAUCAAGCUCUUCCAUGCCCAGCACAACUUCUUCCAAGAUGGCUGGAAGGCAGCCCAGAGCCUUUCCCCCUUCAUUGACAAGUUGGCAGCCUCAGUCCAUGGGCUUCGGCAAGCACAGGAGGAGGAACUGCAGAAGCUGACCCAGCUCCGGGACUCCCUCCGAGGGAUGCUGCAGCUUGAAAACAGAGAGGAGCACUCGAACAGAAAGAACUCAGGGGGCGGCUACAGCAUCCACCAGCACCAAGGCAACAAGCAGUUUGGGACAGAGAAGGUGGGCUUCCUGUACAAGAAAAGUGAUGGGCUUCGAAGAGUCUGGCAGAAGAGGAAAUGUGGAGUCAAAUACGGCUGCCUGACCAUCUCCCACAGCAUGAUCAACCGGCCCCCAGUGAAGCUGACCCUGCUGACGUGCCAAGUGAGGCCAAACCCUGAGGACAAAAAGUGCUUCGACCUGGUGACCCACAACCGGACAUACCACUUCCACGCAGAGGAUGAGCACGAGUGUGAGGCGUGGGUGUCAGUGCUGCAGAAUAGCAAGGACGAAGCCUUGAGCAGCGCCUUCCAUGGGGAGCCCAGCGGCGGUCUGGGGUCCUGGGGUGGCGCCGGGCUGAACGCGGAGCCCCAGGACCUCACGAAGCUGCUCAUCGCAGAGGUGAAGAGCAGGCCCGGGAAUGGCCAGUGCUGCGACUGUGGGGCCGCAGACCCCACGUGGCUCAGCACCAACCUGGGUGUGCUCACCUGCAUCCAGUGCUCCGGAGUCCACCGCGAGCUGGGCGUGCGCUUUUCGCGUAUACAUUCCCUCACCUUGGACCUCCUGUGCCCCUCCGAGUUGCUGCUGGCCUUGAACAUCGGAAACUCGCGCUUCAAUGAAGUCAUGGAAGCCCAGCUGCCCACCCACGGCGGCCCCAAACCCUCCCCUGAGAGUGACAUGAGUGCCCGCAGGGACUAUAUCGUGGCCAAGUAUGUGGAACACAGGUUUGUCCGCCGGUCCAAGCCUGAGCCCCAGAGAUUGUGGGCAGCCAUCUGCAGCAGGGACCUCCUUGCAGUACUGGAAGCCUUUGCCAAUGGACAGGACUUUGGACAGCUGCUGCCAGGGCCUGAUGGGCAGGCAUCUGGAGAGCUUGCCCUGCACUUGGCCAUCAGAGUUGCCAGCCAGGCCUCCCUGCCCCUGGUGGACUUCCUCAUCCACAACGGUGGCCACCUGGAUGCCAAGGCUGCAGAUGGGAACACUGCCCUGCACUGUGCUGCACUCCAUGGCCAACUGGACUGUCUCAAGCUGCUACUGAAAGGGAGAGCUCCGGUGGGGACAGUGAACGAGGCUGGAGAGACAGCUCUGGACAUAGCGAGGAAGAAACAGCAUAAGGAGUGUGAGGAGCUGCUGGCACAGGCACAGGCAGGGACCCUCACCUUCCCUCUCCACAUGGACUACCCCUGGGGACUUUUCACAGAGCAUGGCUUUGACAGCGAGGACGACGAGGAGGAAAAGCACUGCCCUCUGAAGCUCCCAGCCCAGGCCCACUGGGCCAGUGGGAAGCUGGACAUCAGCAACAAGACCUAUGAGACCAUUGCCAGGCUGGGACCAGCCACCUCACAGAGCCAAAGUGAGGACUGCCCCCCACCCCUGCCUGCCAAAAACUCUUCACGGACCGUAUCCUCAGGGCGAGUGGGACGUUCCAGUGGAGAUCGCUCUGAUGUCCCCAGCCUGAGUUCAGAGUCCCUUGAGGCGUCUGAGAACAAGGGCAGCCCAGCUUCCUCCUCCUCCAGCCUCACCAGCUCUGUGGAACCUGGGGGGCCAAACCAAUCCCCACCCAGCCCCGAAGAAGGCCUUAGAGAGCCACCAGGUGCCUCCCGACCUGGCCUGGCAUCUGGGACCACUCCUGCUGAGGUGUAUCACCCUGUCAGAUUCAGCUCAGAGAGCACUCGCUCCUACCGGCGGGGAGGCCGGAGUCUGGAAGACAGUCCUUCUGCCCGGCAGCCAUUGUCCAGAAGGAACAUUCCGGUUGGUCUCACUGAAGAAGAUGGUUCAAAGACUGGGGUUCUCCCAGCAAGUUCUGUACAACUUUUGCAAGAUUAGCUCCUUGCUGACCCCUUCAUGGCCCCUCCUGAACCCCAACACUCAGAGCUGGGGCUUGAACCCACAGAACUGAGGAGCUGACCUUCAUCCUUACAUGGACCAUGCCCCUGCCAAGGACACUGGGUCUUCCAUGUUGGAGCUGAUGCUCAGAGCCAGGCAGCCCUGCAGUUAGAUCUGAGAACUCCUGGGCUGAGUUCAGCUGCAUAGACAACCCUCAGUCCCUUACCAGACCAGGACUGUUUCCUCCUACAAGAGUGGAACCUACCUACCGUCCAUCAUUCCCCUCUAGGCACUGCCUUGUGGACCAUUUAUCAGUGUAGUAUUUCCUUUACUGAAUUUCAGCUUUGUAUCCAGACCUGUGCUAGGUACUGUGGAUGCCACACAAAUCAGACAAACAUCCUGCAGGAGUGGUCACUUGCUGGAAAGCUGGUCUCAAGGACUGGCUUAGGAUGAGCAAGACCAGAUUCCAGAGGAUGGCUCUGGGCUCAGACAGGACUGAUAAUCGGCUGGUCUCCUGUCUGAUCACUGCAGCUGUUCCAGCCCAUCUCUAUUCUGGUUGACCAAGGCUUAUGCUGCACUGGUUAUUCAGUACAUACCCUGAAAUGCCACUCCUUUAGAGGGACAGCUCAGCCCUCCCCGGGGUCUGUUCUAUCUUCCCCACCUAGGACAUAGACUACCACCCACCUGUGUUUGUGUGCCUUCUUGAUUCAACAGAAAGGAAUGGUUUGGGUUGAUGACUGAUGCUGCUUCUUCUUUUGGUCAAUUCAGGAACCUUCCAGCCUGGGAGAAUUGAGGGACAGAGAAAUGAGAAGGGGUGAGGAUAAGGACGACACUUUAUAAGUCUGUUUUCCAGAGUCAGAAAUCCCACCAUUGUGCAUCCUGGAUUAGGAAGUAGAUGCUAAGCCAUCACCAACCACUAACAUCUCAACAUUAUAGCCACUGGGUACAGGGCCCUGGAGGCUGGGCUGCUCCUUGGUCCGACAGAUACAGAAUUGCUUCUGAGCCCCUAAGGUUGGUUUCAGUUCAUCUCAGACUUGUUUUUUCAUUCAUCUCUGGAAAGGAUUGUGGGAGAUAAAUUCCACCAGUUUUCAUUCAUGGAUUCUGAAGAGUAAUAGGGAAUGUUGAAAGGACCUUGGGAUUUGGAAUUCUUUCCCUGGUAAGGGAGACAGCUGGUGUAGAGAGUGGCCACAGUGCAAGGAGGAACAGUUUUGCCCCAGCAGAUAUUUGAUGUGACAGAUUGUUCUUCAAUGGAGUGUGCUACUUGCAUCCAGUGGACAGAGGUCAGGGAUGCUUUUGAACAUCUUCCAGUACACAGUGUCUUCGUCUGCUUCAUGUUGCUAUAAUAGAAAGCUGGAGGCUAGAUGCUUUCUACAAUAAAGAGGUUUAUUUGAAUAGC
This is a messenger RNA of Nannospalax galili (Upper Galilee mountains blind mole rat), 4330 nucleotides long. RefSeq names its product ArfGAP with SH3 domain, ankyrin repeat and PH domain 3 (gene Asap3). Gene Ontology annotation, molecular function: protein binding; GTPase activator activity. Bases 220 to 2934 code for a protein of 904 amino acids. The record is from RefSeq and is a predicted model, not a curated record. Lineage: Eukaryota; Metazoa; Chordata; Mammalia; Rodentia; Spalacidae. The transcript has 25 exons. Gene Ontology annotation, biological process: cell migration; positive regulation of GTPase activity. Gene Ontology annotation, cellular component: focal adhesion; cytoplasm.